Molecule: messenger RNA, 1824 nt
Organism: Closterium sp. Naga37s-1
Lineage: Eukaryota; Viridiplantae; Streptophyta; Zygnematophyceae; Desmidiales; Closteriaceae
Source: the annotation of a GenBank genome assembly
AUGGAAUCGUUAUCGUGCCCUCGCUUACCGUUGCCUCGUUCCCUGCUACGCACUAAUGGCUCCGCGCCUUCAGCCGUGCUCGCUAGUAAUUCUUCCGCUCCGCCCUCCUGCGGCUUCCGCGCUCACUCUUUGCCCCCAUCCGCGCAACCCUUGAGCCUUCCCCCCUCUCACGCGCUCGCCUCCCCUUUCGCGGAACCCCCGCUUGGCCCCGCUCUCGCCUCCGCUCGUCCUUCCGCUUCCCCCUGCCCUGUCCGCCACCCCCGCGCUCACCGCCCCGCCGCGCAUCGUUUCGCGCAGGGCGGCGCGGAAGCAGCCGCCUCCCCCGAUGCCUGCGCCCCUGCGCCGGCUCCGCGGGCGCAAGGCGCGGAAGUAUCCGCUGGCGCAAAGUGGGGGAAGCGGCGGGGAGUGGCGGCGGGAGCGGGGCCGACGAGAAUGGAGAUGUGGCGAGGGGGCGCGGGGGAGGGAAGAGGCCGCGCGGAAAGCGCACGAGAGGAAAGAGCUGGAGAAAUAGAAAGAGGCGGGAGAGGCGGGAGACGGGAGGGAGGGGAGCGAUGGGAGAGAAGGGAGCAACGGGCAGCAAUGGGUCUCGUGGUGCGACCAUGUGAACCCUCCUCCCUGCCGCCCCUCCCCGCCUGCCCUCCCUGUCUCCCCUCGCUGCUCCCUUUCUCCCCAUCGUCAUACAAUUCCACUGCUUUCCCUUCAUAUCCCUCGUCUCAUGCUCGUCCCCCCCUUUUUCCCUCCACCUCCUCCUCUUUCCCCCUUCUCACCCCUUCCUCCCACCCUCGGUUCGCUCCACCACCCUACCCCUCCUCCACCCCCUUGUUCCCUGCCCUCAUACCCGGUCCGUUCAUACCCAUUCCCUCUCCCCCGCCCUGCGUGCACCGUCCCCUCUGCAGGCUGGUGCGGGGGGCGCUGGGGGAAGCGGGGGGCGCGCUGGAGGGGGAUUGGGGGAGGGCUGGCGCGGAAGGGGGAGAGGAAGGCGGGUGGGAGGAGGGAGCGGUGGUGGAGGGGGUGGUGGUGGGGGAGACGAUACAGCGAGAGGGCGAGCCUAUCCGCGUCACCAUCACCACCUGCAACGUGGGCGGCCUUGAGGCACGCAUUGAGGGGCUGAGGGCGUUCCUACCGCUGCCCUACCUGCUCAACAACCCAGACGGCACCCGCCCUGACCUCAACUACCUCGUGGGGAGGCGGCUGUGGGUGAUGCUGGAGGAGGUGGAGCAGCGAGCAAGCCGGCUCAUUCUCAGUGAAGUGGCCGCCAUGGAGUACGAGGUGGCGCGCUCGCUGCAGCGGGGGCGGGUGGUGCGGGGCACGGUGUGUCGCAUCACCCCGCACGGCGUCAUGGUGCUCAUAGACCACAUUGCCAAGCGUGCACUGCUGCACGUGUCCAACAUCUCGCGCGUGCGAGUGCCGGAAGCAGCAGACGUGUUCAGCGUGGACGAGCCCCUCACUGCCCUCGUCAUCCGCAACGACAGCCGAGGCGUCGCCCUCAGCACGAGGGAGUUAGAGCCAGUGGAUGGGCUCAUGCUCACAGACAAGCAGGCUGUGUACGAGGCAGCAGAGGAGAUGGCACGGCGCUACCGCCGGGACAUGGAGGAAGAGGAGGAGGAGGAGGAGGAGGAGGAGGAGGAAGGAGACCAAGGGGAGGGUGCAGUACAGGCGAGUUGGAGAGGAGAAGAGGGUGGGGGUAGGGAGAGGAAGAGUGGUGGUGCUGGCAGUAAACCACAAGGUGGCAGGGGAUCGUCUUUUGAGACCGAUGCAGUGCAACAUGAGAAGAGCACUCCAGAGUUCGCCAACAGUGGUUGGGUACGGUUUGAGCUGUCAUAA